Molecule: messenger RNA, 1053 nt
Organism: Trichomonas vaginalis G3
Lineage: Eukaryota; Parabasalia; Trichomonadida; Trichomonadidae
Product: L-threonylcarbamoyladenylate synthase family
Exons: 1
Coding region: 1-1053 (350 amino acids)
Biological process (GO): regulation of translational fidelity
Cellular component (GO): cytoplasm
Molecular function (GO): tRNA binding; nucleotidyltransferase activity; double-stranded RNA binding
Source: RefSeq, a predicted model, not a curated record
AUGGCUAAAGUUCUUACAACCAGUGAGGAGGAUUUAACAAUCGCUGCUAAGCAAAUCAAUGCAGGCGGACUUGUUGCUUUCCCAACAGAAACAGUUUAUGGUCUUGGUGCUCAUUUAGAGGAAAAGGCACUUGCGCAAAUUUUUGCCGCCAAACACCGUCCAUAUUCUGAUCCACUUAUUACACAUUUUGCCACAGCAGAGGCUGCCAAGAAGUACUUAAUUUUAACAGACGAAGAGUCUGCUAAUUUUGAUAAGCUUGCCGCUGCAUUUUGGCCAGGUCCAAUGACACUUGUCGCACCAGCUACCAAGGCUGUUCCACCUCUUGUUAUGGCAGGUACAGGUUGCGUUGGUGUUCGUGUCCCAUCACAUCCAAUUGCUCAUAGAUUCCUUGAGAUUUGCGGCGAACCAGUUGCUGCCCCAAGUGCAAAUCUCUUUGGCCACGUUUCUCCUACAACAUGCGAUCAUGUUAUGUAUGAUCUUGGCCAGACACCAGAUCUUCUUGUUAUUUCUGGUGGAAACGCCACAAUUGGUAUCGAAUCAACAGUUCUCCGUCUUCAUGGCAAAAACAUUACAGUUCUUCGUCCAGGCUUUAUUACAGCUGGCCAAGUUGAACAGGUCAUCCCAGGCUCUGUUACAAGAGAUGCUGGUGUCCAGGAGAAACUUGCUUCUCCAGGCCACGAAACUCGCCACUACGCUCCAAAUAUGCCAACAUAUCUCGUUCGUAAGCAAGGAUCAAAGGAUGCUGUUGAACAAACAGUUUCUCUUACACCAGAUACAGUACUCAUCGACUUUAAUCGUACAUUUUCUACUGCUUCCAGCCAGGUUCUUCGUUAUUUCGAUCUCAGCCCUGUUGGAAACGUUGCUGACGCUGUUCGUAAUGUUUACAACGUAUUAAGAGAUGCAGAAGUAACGCCCGGCGCUAAGCAAUGCAUCAUUGCUGAUAUCCUUGAGUCAGGAAACCAUGAUGAUACACAUGAUAACGAGCUUUGCAAUUCUCUUCGUGAUAGACUACUUCGUUCUGCUUCACACCAGAUCAGAACCCUUAUUUUAUAA